AUGUCCGGGAAAAUGGAAGCGACGUUUUACGACGACGCAGUGAGCGCGUCCAACCCUCACCACGACGGGGCGAGGGUGUACGGCUUCAACACGAAAGCCCUCAAACAGUCAAUGACCCUCAAUCUAAACGACCCACGGAACUUUAAACCCCACCUGGGCUCCAAGGCCCUUGACAUUCUCACGUCGCCCGAUGUGGGUCUGCUAAAGCUGGCCUCACCGGAGCUGGAGCGGUUAAUCAUCCAGUCGUGCACGGGCCUGACGACCCCUACCCCAACCCAAUUCGUCUGUCCUAAGAACAUCACCGACGAGCAGGAGGGCUUCGCCGAAGGCUUCGCCAAGGCUCUGGCCGACCUCCACUAUCACCAGAUGAGCAGCGCAGCCCCCCCUGAGGCACCGCAGGCCACCGGCGCGACAUCCGGCCCAUCUGCGUCCGACAUCGGUGACAAUCCGUACAGCUGCACGGUUCGUCCGGAUCCUCCUGAGUACACUAACUUGGGCAAUUUCAACCGACCCGGGUCCACCAGCGCUGGACACCCGCCCUCGUGUUACCCGGCGCCCCCACCGGCUCCCCACGUGGACCAUCAGGCGCAGCAUUCGAGGCUGCGUUCCCUGAAAGAAGAGCCGCAGACGGUGCCUGAGAUGCCCGGGGAGACGCCGCCUCUCUCUCCCAUCGACAUGGAGAGCCAGGAGCGGAUCAAGGCGGAGAGGAAGCGCAUGAGGAAUAGGGUGGCCGCGUCCAAGUGCCGGAAACGGAAGCUGGAGAGGAUAUCUCGUCUGGAGGACAGGGUGAAGAACCUCAAGAGCCAGCACACGGAGUUGGUGUCGUCUGCCAACAUCCUGCGGGACGAGCUGGCCCUGCUCAAGCAAAAGGUCAUGGACCACGUCAACAGCGGCUGUCAGCUCAUCUUGACGCAGCAGCUCCAGGCUUUCUAG
Messenger RNA from Nerophis lumbriciformis (worm pipefish), 933 nucleotides. NCBI's taxonomy places the organism in Eukaryota, Metazoa, Chordata, Actinopteri, Syngnathiformes, Syngnathidae. The record is from RefSeq and is a predicted model, not a curated record.